AUGGGUUGUUGCGAAAGUUUACCUACAGUUGCAUCCCUAACCAAAUUCAGACGACGAACGACGUCACUCACACAUGCUGACAUAACACAACUUCAAAUCAUAUUUGCCGGUAUACCCGAACAUAGUCGGCAAGUCAUUCUUAAUCUUCCGGCACGUCAAUUAUUAAACCUCUAUCAAUAUCACAUGAUGGCUCUAUAUCAUGGUCUGCAAAAAGAAUGGCAACUCGCUAUCUAUUGUGAACAACGAGUUAUUAAAGGCCUCCAAGCGUUAUUGCCUACAGACAAAGAUCACUAUAUCUUCUUUAAUUUCUAUAGCGUCUUAUCUGCUUCAUUCUUGGCACUUGGUGCACUUCAGAAAGCGAUCGAAGUACUUCAUAUUGCUUUAGCUAUACUAUUAAAACACACACCUACGGAUUACAAGACAAUAAGCGUCCAUUAUUACCAUUUAGCUAAUGCGUACAAAGCUCUACAUAAUUCGAGAGCGUCAGCACAGUAUUUAACCAAAGCGGUUGAAGCAGCACGAUUAAGGAGUGAUUCGUCUCGAACAUAUGCUGCUGUUCUCGAAACUGAUCUUUGA
Adineta ricciae is the source of this 576-nucleotide messenger RNA. NCBI's taxonomy places the organism in Eukaryota, Metazoa, Rotifera, Eurotatoria, Adinetida, Adinetidae. The record is from the annotation of a GenBank genome assembly.